AUGUUGGAUCGUGCAGUACUGCAUGACUUCUGGGAAGGGUUUGUCCACGUUCUGAUGCGUGCCCGCGUGGCUUCUGAUUCGAGUGUCCUGUCCAAUAAUUUGGACGUGCUGAAAAUUAAUACAAGUUUCGUCUAUGAACAGCCACCGGAUUGUAGGAAUCUGAUAGAAAGACUCAAGAACUGUUCCCGCGCGGAGCUCCUCAUUGAACUUCGCAAAAUUGACUCAUGGCACUUCGGGAAGUCCGAAUUGUAUCACUGGAUUGACGUUCUUGAUGUCUUGGAUUCUAUUCUGGAAGAAGCGGCGACGAGAAAGAAUGAAACAUCUUGGGUGCUAGCCUGUGAUUGUCAAGAUGAUAUCAGCAAGAAGGAACUGCUUCUCCGAAGCUUGCAUUUCUCGACACUCUUGGUCGAAAACAGCUUUUCUAGACACCUCUACUCGUCCUUGGACCAUCUGUUGUCUCUGCUGGGUUCAUCGGAUUUGGACGUGGUUCUCGCUACCCUCAAUCUCCUGUUCAUGUUUUCGAAGCGUUCUAAUUUCAUUUCAAGAUUAUCGCCUGAGAAGCGGCAGUUGCUGUUACCGUGGCUCAUCCACAUGGCUGAGAGUUGGGGCGGGAAGGAGUUCGGAUUCGGCCUAGUGCAAUGCGCCAGAGACGUGCCUUUGGAAGAAUUCCCGCGACACGUGACGACAGUCCAUUGCGAAUUCAGAGGAAACAACGAACCUGGUGGACCCGCAGUUGUACGUGUAGAAAGGGCGAAUGAACUUACACAGCCACUCGGUGAAGUAAUGGAUGAUUUGGUGGAGAAGAAUGCCGUUCCGUCUGGGAAACGAGUCUUGCUCUUCGUGUCUCUCCGGUUGGCAAAGAACUUUGGCACGUAUCGCAAACGUUUGCAGCUCAUUCAGGCCCGUCUUCAAGCGCUGUCGAUACUCAUCUACUCGAAAUCGAUGCCGCAGGAUACAAGCGUGAACUUACUUUAUCCCGGAUUUUUGGAGGAACUCAUUGAAAUGAUCGGCGUCCCGAACAAGGAUUUGAUGGGGCUGGGGAAGACUCGGUUUGGGUUCCCCACUGCUCUCACGCUCUUGCAGGAAAUUCGAGCUGCUGCCUUGAGAACGCUCACCGCUAUUGUGCUUCAUGAGUCCAUCAAAUUGCCUAGUAUCGUGGAUGCGACCGAAGCUGGGCUAUACCAUGGAUUUUUGCCCGUGCUUGUGAGGACGUGCAUCGCGUCAUUGACAGGGAAGAAAACUGGCGGUGGAGUGGGCGCCUCGGGGUCACCGCAAUUUCCGCUUCCGUUUGCCACGGCCUUGUUCAGCUUCUUGUACCACUUGGCGUCCUUUGAGCUGGGUGGAGAGGCGCUGGUUUCCAGUGGGCUGUUGGAAUCGCUGUUGAAAGUCGUCGCUCAUCCGGCCGACGAGGCUAAUUCAGACGUCGAGUACAUUCCGUUUGUGACCCGUGCUGUUCGUGUGAUCGAUCUGAUCACCAACCUAGACAUGCAGUCAUUUCAGCUGCACCAGGGACUCGCGAUUUUCAUUUCGAGAUUGGAGCUGGAAAUUGAAGCUUGUCGCAAGGAGCAGCCUUUUGAAAUUCGUGUGCCGAGAACCCAAAGGACAUCGCUGGAGUUGAUUGAUGAGUCUGUGGGGAACGUUGAUGAGCCGAUGUUGGAAGAAGGCGAUGUUCGCGUGGAACAAAUGGAUGUUCAGCCAGCUGUUGUUGAAAAGGAAAAUGGUUCGAGCGAAAUCCCCGCUGAGCCCGUGCAGAUUGAAAAACAAAUGCCUGCGAGGACUGAUUUGCAAUGUUUGACGCAACGUUCAGCUCUGCUCAAGUCCAUGCUGAAUUUCCUGAAGAAGGCCAUUCAAGACACUAUGUUUUCCGAGUCUAUUCGUCACGUGAUGGAAGGGAGCUUCCCGAACGUGCUGAAACACAUAGUAAGCAACGCAGAAUACUACGGAGCGUCCCUGUUUUUACUCGCAACGGACGUCGUGAUGUCAUACGUGUACACGGAACCGUCGUUAUUGUCUCCGUUGCAAGAAACCGGCUUGACGGAUGUGAUGCUGCAUGCGUUGCUGGUGAAGGAUGUUCCGGCGACGCGAGAAAUGUUGUCGUCGCUUCCGAAUGUACUGAGUGCCUUGUGUCUCAACGAAGCCGGACUGAAGGCGUUUCUAGAGUGUCAGCCGUUUAAUCGGCUGUUCGGGGUCUUGCUGAGUCCGUUUUACUUGCCUGCGAUGCGACGAUCGAGGCGGUCGAAUGGGUCGGCCACUGCUGGAGGCGGAAGCAAUGGGGCGGCUGCUGCAGCUGCCGCCGCUGCUGCCCCCGGGGACACCGCGUCUAAUUUGGGCACGUCGAUGGACGAGUUGAUUCGGAAUCAGCCGAGUGUUCGCGCUCCUGCGUUCAAAGCUAUCGUUGGAGUAAUGGAAGACCUGAUGUCUGCCGUCGGUGUUCACGUGGACGCCGUGAGCAGAGGCAUGUUGCGGGCUGCAGCCAGGAACGAGGCUGGCGACGGUAGGGGCAGCACGCGCAAUGUGUAUGGUGGGGGUGGUGUUGGUGGUGGUGCUAGGAGAGGCGCCGCACGUCGCGGGGGCGGCGUGGAUGGGCGGCAAGGCAACGGAAGACCAGAGGCCGGGAGCAGCGACGAAGACGACGAGGAUGACGAAGAAGGAUCCAGGCCGGUGCAAGUGAGCAGUCCGCGAUUGCCCGGCUCUCUCGCACUGGCGUCGGGUCGUGACGACGAAGAAGACCUUCCGAUGGCUGUUGUGAAUCCCACUUCCAACGGGGAAUCUGAUGUUUCCAGUCUGCAAGUGUCGGAAAGUGUUGCCACUGCGAGCACGCGUAUACCAGCCGAGAUUGCGGCGUCGUCGUCGUCGUCUUGUUCAGGGUGUCACGGAGGUGGCGGCAAGGCUGUUAUUGUGGGCAGUACGAGGGAACCGGUGCCUUUGGUCGACUAUAUUACAAAUGCGAUGAAAUUUAUCGAGGCGAUUCUGACAUCGAAUGCAACGGACGAUCAUUGCCACGAAUUCAUGAAGCAAGGCGGGAUCCGGGCAAUGCUGCAGAUCCUGAGCCUUCCGAAUCUUCCGCUCGAUUUUCCAUCAUCACACGCGUGUCACGCAGUGGCGAGUGUUGCCAAGUCACUGGUCACACUCACUAAGGACUUUACCGUGUUGAAGGACGGACUCGAGAGUUUGUUGGUGACGCUGGAUGCAGUGCAAAAUGCUCACAGAGCCCUGAUGACUGAUUCCUCGACUGCUGAAGGAGGAGAGAAGGAGGACACUGGGAAAAAGGAGGAAGAGUGUCGUGGGACAGCUUCUGCUGUGUUGAGAGAAUUGGCGAGGUGUAAACGUCCAUUGCAGGCCUUGAGCGAUCCUCGGUUGACGCCGUUGGCUCACGGUCUCGCCGCAGUACACGCCCACGUUGUGCUUUUUUCCAUGCUCUCUCGGUUUGGAAGCAAAAACCCGUCACUGCCUGUGCAAAGCGACAUGCGAGCCCUGUACUUGACCCACUGGGGCUCCAGCAAAGGAACGCAGGUCAUCAACGGGCUCCGACAGCUCUAUCACGCCAUUGUGUGGGAAUCCUCGUUGCUCCUGGGACUCUUUGGCGAAGACAGUGCGACCACGACGACGAAAACGAGACGAAGCCACAGUUUGGCGACAGUGGAAGAAGACUUGGAUGCGUUAUUGGCGGUGUUUCGUGCUCAGCAACCGACUGCGGCGGCGGCGGCGACGGCGACUCAGCAGACGAGUGAGGGAGCCGAGACAGAGAUGGACAGUGGCGGCAGUAGCGACGCCACGAUGAACUCGCCGUCGUUGCUUGGACAGGACAGCGGGGAACUGCGACGAGCUGCCGGAGAAAUGGGCAGCAACGGCGUCACGUCCGCCAUGCGGCAUUUGUCGACGGGCGAAGCGGCGGUUUCUAUGGAAGUUGAUUUGCCAGCUGCGCCGCCUCCACCGCCGCCGUCGGCUGGAAUGCGCAUGAGCGGUGUUGGCAGCCUGGAGAAGCUACAAGCUAUGCGGAUCGUGAAGCCCUUGUUCAGUUGUAUCACGAGGCUCGGUCGGGCCAUGACGGAUUUGUUUGGGCCGUUGAUCAAGGUGUCGUCGGGGUUUCAGCCGCGGAAUCGCCGAGCGCAGACGGCGUCGAGUCAGACGCCGUCGAUGCCCAUAGCUGCUGCCAAGCGUGUGUCUGCCGCCAUGGCGUCCAUGGUGACGUCGAGUCUGUUUUUUGAUCCGGCUGCCGUGCAGCAGCAGCAAGUGUGCGACGGCAAGACUUUCGCGAGUGGGACGUCGACGAUGACGACGACUGCGGUGCCGAGGAGAUACAGGCUCACGUGCUACGUGUGGGCCGUGGGUUUUGCAGGCUCUAUGCUGUUUGACGACAAGCGGUAUCCGUACUACUUGGUGUUGUACAAUUUCCUCAAGGCUCGUGGACUGGACUCCAUGUUCAAGUCUUUUUAUUGGGCGCUGAGUUGUUGCGACGCCAAGGAAAUUGGAGGAGGAGGAGGAGGAGAAGAAGAAGGAGACGAGCAGCCGGGAACGUUGAUCCCAGCUGUGGGAGAAUUCGUGGACGCCUGGCUUGUGUUGCUGGAGAAGCUGACAAAUCCGAAGACGAUGUUGGAGUCGCCGCAUACUUAUGUUGUGAAGGCGUCGUCGACAACAGCUGCGGCGUCUACUUCAGGCGACUCGGAAAUCCCGGAGCCGCACUUGGACCCGUUUGACCCCAACACGUUUUUGGCGAGGGUUCACCGGCAUGCGUUCCGAGCCUUGUUCACCCUUUGGCAUAAGGUCGCCGGGGUUAAUGGCCAGCAGCUGCAGCAACUGAUGGACAUGGGAUUUUCCUUUGAGAAUAGCAUGGACGCGCUUUUGUGCACGAAUACGUUGGAACAGGCGACGGAGUUUUUGCUAAACCCUCGACUUUUCGGACAUGGUAGUUCGGGUCCGAUUGGAAUUGACGUUGGUGGCGCUCUCGGAAUCAGCGAAGAUCUCAGCAUAGAUGAUCAAAUGCUGCGAGCUAUCGCGAUCUCCCUGGAAACCGCCACGACGCCAUCUGCGUCUGCAGAAGCUCCAAUAUCGACAGUGUUGGUACCGCCACCACCUCCACUCCUUCCGCCACCGGAUACUCCAAGCGAAGAAGCUGCCGCUCAAGCUAAUACCGAAGAAGUUACUCCUCCGUCGACUCUAGAAGCCCCUGCCCCGCGUCCCAUCGAAGAAGAAGUUCCUCUUGAAACUAUGGAAGAUAAGGAACCUGUAGUUGAGGAGAAAGUGAUGAAUGCGACGGAAGCGAAGGAAGUGAAAUUACCGCCGGCUGCGGCGGAGCAACAACAGCAGCAGCAGCAAGAAGAAGAGGAAGAGGAAGAGGAUCUGGGGGAAGACCCAACGAUCCCGAUGGAACAAUUCCGCGAUCAAGGUUUGGAAUGGUGCCUGGCCCUGCUGGACGAUCUCCCGGGUGUAGUGUUCCACGUGGCGGAGGUCUUGGGAUGCGCUGUGUCGCGCAACGGUGACGCCUGGAGAGACGCACUGCUUACUGGACUCGUGCAACGCGUUGACAGCGCCGCUGACGAGAUCCUGCGUAUGGGAGACGAUGAAGAUGGCCAUGAUGAGAGUGGCGGUGGUGGCCCGUGUGACGAAGCGGCUGCUGCAAAGGUGGCAAGGGCUGCUGCUGUAAGGCUGCAUUUGCUCACGCUGUUGUUUGACAAGAUGCGACUGCGUUGCGGUAUGGCCAUCGACGGCAGUACAGGUGAAGAGGCGUCUGAAGGCGGCGAUGUCGACGAUGGGGCAAAGAUGAAAGAAGGAAGUGGUAGGACUCGGCUAAGGCACAAGUUGCUGUCCCUGCUGCGGCUUGCUCGGAAGUCAACAAAACCGUCUCCGCCGUGGCUGGCGCCGCUGGUUCUCUUGCUUGAUAUCUAUCAAAAGGUUUCGGAUGCCACGAGACGAAGGUCGGCCUUAUGGCGCUUGUCUGCCCACAAAUGGAAGUACUUCGACACGACGAGCAACAAGUGGUGCGAGUACAGCACCGGCAAUAGCAAAACCAUCGACGACGCCUACUGGGCCGGAGAGCCGAGCGUUCGCAUCGUGGCCGGUGCCAGACGUCGGUACAUGAUCCACUUCCUCACGAUGGUGCAAGUGAGCGAGGAGACCAACAACGAACGGCCCGUCAUGAUGUGUCUCGACGAGGGCUGGCUCGACGACCUGCGAAAGAAGCGACCGCUCGGGCCACUGGUGGCCAGCAACUUGGAUCCCGACGCAGUCAACGCCAUCUUGCGGCUUCUCGUCCGCUUCACUGCCAACCACGAGAUGGCGCUGCGGUUUGUGCAGCUCGGCGGCGUCCGAUUGGUCUCUCGGCUGUCUCGCCGAAAUGCCAAUUUCCCGGGAGUGGACAGAAUGUUGGGACUGCUGUUGCGUCACGUUUUCGAGACGGAAUCUGCGCGCGAACGGUUGUUGACGUCGAUUGUGCGGGCCCAGUUUACGGUGGCUGGUGGCGGCGCUUCGUCGGCGGCAGCAUCGUCGUCGUCUUCGCCUCGGUGUCGCGAGUUGCAUUACGCCAUGCGCAGUUUGGCGCACGUGGCUGCGAGAGAUCCGUCUUCGUUGCAGAGAGUGUGCAAAACUCUAUUGCGACUCGAUUUCCAGUUGAUGCAGCGACGCGGGGAAGACGACGAACGAGGCCUGUUGGUGACGACCACCCCGAUCGACACUUUGACGACGUCGACGGAAACGUUUCCCAAGGAAGCCGUGGAAUGUUUAAAGUAUCUUUUGGACUAUGUCGCGUUGCUCGUGUCCACCGCGCAUGACGAAGGCGGCGCGAGAACGGAAGAGGAGAAGAAACAGAAGGAAGACGAGUUGCCGCCGCCGGAAGAUCCGGUCAUGAGCAAGGUGAUGGUGUGUCGGCUGGUUGCGGAAUUGAUUCGUUCGUUUCCGGGUUGCGGGAAGCGAGUGGCGGAACACGUGGUGUGCAGGAGGAAUGGGCAGACGUCGUCGUUUUUGUGCUACCUACUGGACGAUUUACUGCAUGUGAUGCGCAGCAGCAGCAGCGGUGGAGGAGGAAGUGGGAAUGACCAAUUACCCAUCAAAUCUGCUGAAAUUACGGAAUCAGAAACCAGCGUACGAGUCAUUGUUUCAUCCUUGGCCGCCGAGAAUGAUUGCCCGGAAUCCCAGUCGACGGCGGUGACGGAAGUGAAAGCAGCCCUGGGAAGAGCUCUUCGUUGUCCGGACAUGGAGCCUAAGCAAGCGAGGAUCCAGAGUUUGACUGCGCUGAUUCAGCUGAUGAUUGACACGUGUCCGCCGCCUUUAGACUCGGCAGGACUGCAUCCGGAUCUCCCGCGUCCCCCGCCCGGAGGCGGCAACAACGUCGUUCGUCUUCUGUGGAAAAAGGGCGUCCUCGCGGACUUGGCCAAGAUCCCUCACAGCUUGGAUUUGUCGUGUCCCGGACUCGCGGCCACUUUGAACCUGGUCCUGCGUCCCCUGGACUCGAGGACGAGGUCUCCAGGGAGUGCGAUUCAUUCGGCGCCGCAGAGGCAAGAUGGGGAAGUUGCCGGGGAUCGGGCCACACUCGCAGACCUGCUGUUUGCGUCUUUGUCUCGGGGUGCUGAUGAAGAAGACAUGGGUGCUGGUGCUGCCAAUGAUGUGCCAAUGCCGAGCCACGAUUCUCCGAUGCUGGUGCUGGAGGGUGACGGUGGUGCAGUGGCGAGUGCGAGUCAAGAGUUGGACGCCAUCAUCGACACUCUGUUGAAUUCUGGCCCCGCGCCCGCCGACGACCUGUUUGACCGUGGCAGCGACCGUGCCGGACGUCGCGGCGAAAACCGAGAUCGAGAUGAAGACCCGAUGGAGCUGGGCUACUUCUCCGAAAGUGGAGGACAUUACGAAGACGAAGAUAGCGUCGGAGCUGUGUCCGUCCCUCGUCACGUAGGCCUGGGUUUCUCAGACAGAGCCGAGUUGUUCAUGCUCACGGACGCGGAUAUGACGAAUGUGUCCAUCGAAAUGCCGCCGAACACUUUCAUGCACUUCUCCGCCAUGGCUGAUGUAGUGACGGCACUUGCCCCGGGCGUCGGUGGAAGUGGAGGAGCUGGCGGCGGUAAUUUGUGUAGUGCGCAUUGCGAUGCUGGAUUCUACACGCAUCCUUUGCUGACGUCGGCAGGCUCAGUUGCUGCUACUAAUGCCCCGUCAGCAUCAACGACAGCGGGUGCUGAUCACGCCGCUGCAGAUCCCCUGAUGCUGCAACAACAGCAGCAGCAGCAGCACACGCAUAGGUUGUCGGAUGCAGGGCGAACGUCGAGGAGGACGAAUCCACCUGCCAUUUUGCAACGGUUGCUGGGUCCUGGAGCUGCCAACGAUCUCUUGUCCGUGUCCGUCUCAGCCUCAAGACAGUUGGAUGCCGCAGCGUCGGCUGCUGCCUCAAUGGCGGCCGCUUCGCUCGGAGGCGGCGGUGGCGGACGCCUGCAUCAGCGUCUAGACGAUAUGAAUGAAUUCUACCUGACAACCGACGAUAUGCCGUGGGGCGAACAACGCCGUCGCAACUUGGCUGCCUUCCCACCACUCUCUGCCACUGUUGCAACUCCUGGCAGAGUCGACGUUGUCGAACUGUCCCUGACAAAUGGUAGUUGUUCAAGCAACGCGUCUGUCCCCUCGACUGUCCUUCGCUGGGUAGAAGAAGGCCAGUUGUUGGACGCGGAAGCCGGCCACGAAGUCUCACUCAUGGAACGGAAUGCCGUCUUGGCCCAGUUGGAAACUCAACGAACGCAGCACCUUUUUGCCAAGCGGGAGCGCGAACGGAAAGAAAGGCUGGCCGACGAACAGCGGAGGUUGGCCAAGGCCGCGUUCGACGAGCAAGUCGCCAUGGAAAAGGCGGCGGAGGCUGCGAGAAAGGCGGCUCAGGCGGAAGACGUGGCUGCUUUACUUGCCACAGCCACUGCCGUCGUCACUUCUGCCACAACGCUGACGCCGACGCCGGAAAACAAUGAAGAACAACGACCGACGGCGGAUGAAGGAGGCAGCCAGGAGCAGGAGCCAGUUGUGCAGUCGGAAGAGCAACAGAGAGUCGAAGAAGAAGAAGAAGAGGAGGAAGACCACGAACAGCGGCCGCCGGGAGACACUGCGAUUCCCGAGCAGCGAGAUGCAGUGUUUCAUGAUGCAACAGCAACAACAGCAGAUGUGCCGCCACCGGAAGACAUGGACGCCCAAGUGGUGCAAAUUGAAGAAGAAGUGGGCGAGAAAGACGAGACAGAAGAGGGCACGGCUCAUGAAGAAACUGAGCCCGCGUCUGAAGACCAAGCUAUGCCUGCAGUUGAAGGUGAAGAGGCGCCUGCUGCUGGUGCUCUUGCGGCGACAGGAGGAGGAGAAGAAGAGGGAGUAGCGGCGGCGGCAGCAGCAGAAACGACCAGCAAUAGGAGCAACGGAAUGCAGCGAGUGCCCCCGGAAUUCAUCGACGUUUUAGGCGACAUUGAGAUCCCGGAAGGAGUAGACCCGAGUUUCCUCGCAGCACUGCCCGAGGACAUGCGAGCCGAAGUGAUUUCGGAACACGUGCGUCUGCAGCAGUUGCGCGUCCGUGCGACGACAACUGCGGCAGCGGCGGCUGCAGCUGCAGCCGCCGCAGCCACUUCGACUACUGCCAGUUCCGCAGUAGCAGCCGAUGGCAGCGUGAUGGAAGUCAGCCCUGAAUUCCUCGCGGCUCUCCCGCCGAAUAUCCAGGAAGAAGUGCUGGCCCAACAGCGACUGGAGCAGCAGAGGGCCAGGUUAAGUGCACGUGGUGGUGAUGGCAGCGGGAGCGGCACCGGCGGGCCUGACGAUACCCUGGACACGGCGUCCUUUUUCCAGACUCUGGCUCCGGGUCUCCGGCAGCAGAUACUGGCCGAGAUGGAAGACACGCAGUUGCAGGCGCUGCCGCCGGAUUUGGCGGCGGAGGCCCAGGCGCUGCGGAGGCAGGAGACCGAGAGAGUUCGUCAAGACAUUGAACGACGGUAUUAUUCAGGCUCGUCGGCUGCCAUCACCUCCAUCAUCAGGUCGGGAGUCAUUGGAAACGGGCGGUUGUCGAGCCGCUACCAGGGUCACCACCAAGUGCCGUCGACGCGCGGCCGAUCGGACUACAUGUGUUCCCGGAUGUUUGCCGGCAACUCGUCACGCUAUUCGAAUUAUCCCUGGCAACGGUCUGCGCCGAUCACAGCGGCAGCUGCGGCGACGGCGGCUGCAGUGGCUGCAGCCCGUGGUGGCGGCGGUGGCGGAGCUGGUGGUAGCCACCAGUUGCAGUCGUCGUCGUCGUCCACACUGCGACUCCGUGGACGUCAGCUGCUGGACCACGACGGAUUGGCGUGCUUGCUCGUGUUGCUGUUUAUCGAUGACCCCAAGCUGCACGUGAAUCGGUUGCAUCGUGUGUUGAAGAACUUGUGUUAUCACCAGCAAACGAGGGACUGGAUCAUUGGGUCGCUGUUGAGCGUGUUGCAAAAGGCGGCGGCGGCGAGUGCGAGGACUACUGCGUCGCAGAAUGCUGUUCAGUCGCCAGAUGUCACCCCCAACUGGCUCACGUUGAGUUUGGACACUGCGCUUGGAAUGCGUGCUCAUAUCUUCCAGGUUUCGGCCGGUGAUACAGUGACUGGCAAUGACGAGGAAGAAGCGCUGGUGGAAUUUGGACUCCAUCAACAAGCGGCACCGGUUGUCAGCCGACAAGUGCUCGACACCAUGGUUUCCCUGGCCCGAUUUUUCCCGGCGGCAUUUUGGCCAACCCGGCAACAACAGCAGUUUGCGAGCCAUCAACAGCAGCACCAGCAACAACCUGCGGAGCCUGAGCCGAAGCCACCCAAGUCUGCCAACAAACUGCGGCAGUCGGCGUCGCACGAGACCAUCGCAGCGACGGCAUCGAGUUCUUCCCCACAUCCUCCGUCGUUUUGGGACGUCCUGGUGAGGCUGGACAGGUCGGCCGCCACUCCGACGACGCCUGGACGCAGCAGCAAGACGUCUGUGACGCGUUCGCAGAGUAGCGUGAGCGAGACAGAGGCCGGAAGUAGUGGCGGCGGCGCAGCUGCUGCAGCAACUGGAGUGACUAGCUUUGAAGCGGCGCCAGCGGGCCAGCUCAUGUCCCUGCUGUCGCAGUCUGUGAUUUCACGAAGUCCGGCGUUGACGGACCGGCUGUUGCGGGUGCUGAGUACUGUGUCCUAUGGGAUUCUAGCAUUCUUGAUUGCUGGAACAACGCGAUUAGGAGAGUCGAUUUCGAGGAACAUUGAGUGUCUCCUGCGGGAGCUGAGAGAAUUCAAUGCGAGCAGUGCGGUUGCUAGCCCCGGCGACGCCGCGGGCCAGCAGUCGACGUCUGCUGGCGGCGGCGGCGCAACCGCCACCGCCCUGGGCUGUGACGCAAACAAGGUGAAGGGUGGCGCUUUGCCGGAUCGGUUCGUCAAAGGUUCGAUGGUAGUGAUCAAUGCUCCGCCUUCUGGUGUCCCUGCUGGAGUGUCGGCGAUUCGCGGCGGCACUACCACCAAUAACGGCGCCGCCACUGGACUCGAGCUGCACUUGCCGAGCAUGAGUUUGCUGUCGGCCAAGUCUUCUGGUCAGGCCACGUUUCUCAGGCUGCUGAAAGUCAUCAUUCAAAUGAGGACAAAUGCUGCGAACGGGGAUCAGGGUCAAUCGCAGCAGUUCUUGUCGAGGAACGGCCGAGGAGGUGGACGAGGACCGAGUCACUUUCGAAUGCCGACGUCCAGAGCCCCGCGCAGCACCCAGUUGCGACGGCUCUUGUAUCCAGCUGACGUGUUGGAUGCCGUUGAGUUUGAUUCCGAUGAGCGAUACGCGCUUGAAGGUCUCGUUGGUCGCGGAUCUCGAGAUUCGCAAAGCGUUAUGGACUUGGACGCCACGACGACGGAUGCUUCUGAUGCACACUGGCCAGCAGCAGGUGGUUCAGGGCCCGCAGGAAACGCUGCUCCCGCUGUGGAGGCAUUUUUUCUAGUACACGCGUCACCAAUGAACUCUAGUGAUCGGAAGAACAGAGCAGCACAUGCUCAGCGGGAAUCGCGCGAGUCUCAGCUGGCCCACAUUCAGCAAGAGGACGUGAUGGCGCCGCUGUCCCCAGCAGCGAGCAGCCAUUUGCAAAGUGAUAGUCCACUGCUGAGUGGUGCGUCUGCAUCGGGACAGCAGCUUGCGCAACAGCCCGAACUUCCUCCGGAUACUCGGAAAUUCCUCAAGUUUGCGGAGACGCAUCGACAAGUGCUUAACCACAUUCUGCGACAGUCGACUGUGCAUUUGGCCGACGGGCCCUUUUCGGUGCUGGUGGACCACACGCGAAUUCUGGACUUUGACGUGAAGCGGAAGUACUUUCGCACGGAACUGGAGCGGCUGGACAUGAACCAUCGUCGCGAAGACCUGGCUGUCAACGUGCGUCGAAACUUCGUGUUCGAGGACUCGUUCCGCGACUUGUAUCGUCGUUCGCCGGAAGAGUGGAAGAACCGUUUCUACAUCGUGUUCGAAGGCGAAGAAGGCCAGGAUGCUGGUGGUCUUCUUCGUGAAUGGUACCUGAUCAUUUCGAAGGAUAUCUUCAAUCCGAACUAUGCCUUAUUCACUACGUCGCCGGGAGAUCGCGUGACUUACAUGAUCAACAGCUCGUCGCAUUGCAACCCGAGCCACUUGAUGUACUUCAAGUUCGUCGGUCGACUCAUCGCCAAGGCCGUGUACGACAACAAGCUACUCGAGUGCUACUUCACGCGGGCCUUCUACAAGCACAUCUUGGGCAAACCCGUGCGCUACACAGACAUGGAGAGCGAGGACUACGCCUACUACCAGGGCCUGGUCUACCUCCUGGAACACGAAGUGACGACGGACAUGGAGCUGACGUUCUCGCUGGCAGUGCAGGAGUUUGGCGUGACGGACGUGCGGGACUUGAUCUCGGACGGACGCCACAUUCCGGUGACGGAGGAGCGGAAGGCCGAGUACAUCCGGCUCGUGUGUCAGGAGAAGAUGACGGGCGCCAUUCGGAAGCAGUUGAAUGCGUUUCUCGAGGGCUUCUACGACAUCAUCCCGAAGCGGCUCAUCUCCAUUUUCAACGAACAGCUGGACAAAAUGGGCAUCAAGAGUAACAAGCACAAGUCGUCCAGAGAUGGGAGAAUCGGAAGUGGCAGUGGAGGAGGCUUUGGCGGCGGUGAUUACGCGUCAGACGCCAGCAGUGGCGGCAGUAGCGGCGUCUAUUCCGACUCUGCGAGCAGCCACGUCGAGCGACUGAGUCCCGAGGAGUUCGAUCGGGAAUUUGAAGUCAUGUUGGAUGACAUGAAUCUCUCGGACGAGAAGAAGGCGCCUUUGCGGGCCCAGCCAUUGGAGUCGAAGAAGAAAGUGCUGAGCAUGCAUUACCUUACAAAGAAAAAAUCGUUACACGGAUCCGGUGGCAGUGGAUGGUCAGGGGGACACGGUAGUGGCAGCAGUGGCGGCGGGACCGGCGCCGAUCGGAGAUGCGAAGAACCCGCGGACUACGUGGCGGUCCUGGGCCGUGUCCAGGACAUGAGUGCCAAGCACGUGCAAGCCCUCAUCACGUCCUUGAGAGUCGACCUCACCAAUCGCACUCUCGAAUGGGUCAAGCAGUUUGGCAACACUGGUCUGAAAUCCUUGUUGAAUGUCCUCGCCGACUGUCACGCGCGAAUAGGGGACCCAAAAUGGGAGAGGAUCCAGUUGGAAGUGAUUCGUUGCCUCAAGUCCACCAUGAACAACCGGAUCGGUCUGAAGCAGAUGUACGAGACCAAGGACUCAGUCGUGACGCUGGCCCGAUGCAUGGACCCGCGGGCCCCGGGCGUCAUGUUGGAAGCUGUCAAGCUAGUGGCUGCAUUGUGCAUCGCCAACAGAGAGGGCUACGAGCUCGUGCUCAACGGCAUCACCAUGUGCGCCGAGACCCGCGGGAUCCCGGGCAGUCAGUCCGCAGCUGAAGAACGGUUCUCGGGAAUUGUUGCCGGCCUCAAUCAGGACACGGCGUUGUUGCAAACUGCGUGUUUGCAGCUCACGAAUGCGUUGGUGUCGCAGCCGGAGGAGCUGGAGUUUCGGGUGCAUUUGCGAAACGAGUUCAAUCGGGCCGGGUUGGGGGACGCGUUGGAGAAGUUGCGACGGUGCGGGUCGGGGCUUGACCCGAGUCUCGCGACCCAGCUCCGAGUCUUUGACGAGCACAAGGCUGAGGACUACGAAGAUCUCUGCGCCAGAUUUGACGCGGAACGUGUGGCAUUGGAUGACCUGGACGAGUGCUUCGAGCUUGUGAAAAAUAUCGUUUUGGACACUCCUGCGGAAUUGUCCCUCUUGUCGAUUUUGCAACAUUUUUUAUUUAUUCGAGAUGAGCCGAAUGUGAGACCCGCCUAUUACCGACUACUGGAGGAAAUGGUCAGCCAAGUUGUUCUGCAUAAAACCGGAAUGGAUCCGAACUUUAGGCAUUUCGUCAUCGACAGGGAAGCCUUGCUGGAUGCCCUGCAAGUGGCGACAGUUCAAGCGCAGGCGGAAAUGCGCGGCGAACAGGAGCUGAGGAAGAAGCUGGACGAGACGUUGUUCAUGAAGGAAGAGCUGGAGGCGACGUUAGAGCAGACGAAGCAGCAGUUGAACGCGUACGAGGCCGGAGGAUCACCACCCGGUCGACCAGGAGGCGGGGGCGGCGGAGGAGGAGGUGGGGCGCCUCCUCCGCCGCCACCACCACCGCCGCCUGGAAUGGGUGGUGGCGGUCCACCGCCUCCCCCGCCGCCUCCACCGAUGCCUGGUGGGCCAGGAAUGCCGCCACCUCCACCGCCGCCCCCAGGGAUGAUGGGUGGAGUGCCGAUGUUUGGCGGGCCUGGGAUGCAGGCCACUCCCCCGAGAGCCAAAGAAGAGCUGCCGUUUGGGAUGAAACCAAAGAAGAAGUGGAAUUUGGAAGGUGCUACUUUGAAGCGGGCCAACUGGAAAAAGAUAACGCCCCAAAAGUUGUCCGAAAAGAGUUUCUGGGUGAGUGUGAAUGAAGAGAAGCUGGCGAAAGAAGAGGUUCUGGAAGGAUUGAAGGAGAAAUUCAAUACGAAGCCGACGAGAGGUGGAGGUCUAGGAGACGGAUCCGAAGGAGGUUUCGGUGGCAAGAUAACGCCCCAAAAGUUGUCCGAAAAGAGUUUCUGGGUGAGUGUGAAUGAAGAGAAGCUGGCGAAAGAAGAGGUUCUGGAAGGAUUGAAGGAGAAAUUCAAUACGAAGCCGACGAGAGGUGGAGGUCUAGGAGACGGAUCCGAAGGAGGUUUCGGUGGCAAGGAAGAGCCGCCGGGCGAGUUUGUGGACAGGAUGCUCGCGGUGAAACUGGCCAUUUUGCAGUGCGACAUGUCCCUGUUGUCGGACACCGUCAUUCAGCAACUCAUUCAAUACAUGCCGUCUCCGGACCAGGUGCAGCGCUUGGAGCAGUUCCGUCUCGAGUACGACAACCUGCCUGAAGCUGAGCAAUUCGCUCUCACCGUCGGCAGCAUCAAGCGAUUGGUGCCUCGACUCAAGUCCCUGGCAUUUUGGCAACGCUUUGACGAGAUGGUGCAGGACGUGAAGCCGAGCAUCGUUGCUGCGACGGCGGCCUGCGAAGACGUGAAAAAGUCCAAGAGCUUUCACAAGCUCCUGGAGCUGAUUCUGUUGAUUGGGAAUGUGAUGAAUGCUGGGUCCAAGAAUGCCGAGAGUGUCGGCUUCGAGAUCAGCUACUUGCCAAAGUUGUGCAACACUAAAGACCGGGAGAACAAGCAGACUCUGAUGCAUUACCUGUUUGAGAUUGUCGAGAAGCAUUAUCCGGACUGUGGACUCUUUCUAGAUGACCUUUUCCACGUGGAGCAGGUGAAGAAAUUGCGAUUAUGGCGAAAAAUGAAUGUUACAAAACGCUUUGAAGCUAUGUCGCUUCAAGAGGGUCUGGAGACGGACUUGAAAAACUGCAGCCCCAAGGACUUGAACAACAGCGGGUCGGUUUCCGAGGACAGGUUCGUCGAAGUCUUGGGUGGGUUCGCAGUGGAGGCCAGACGCCAAUACGAGAUCAUCGAGAAGAUGUACAUAAAGAUGGAUAAACUCUACUCUGAAAUGGCAGAGUACUUCGUCUUUGACAAGACCAAGUAUACGUUGGACGAGUUCUUCACGGACAUUAACCAGUUCCGCGAGGAAUACAUUAAAGCGCAAAAGGACAUAUUCAAGCAGCGGGAGACGGCGGAGAAGUUGCGGUUGGCGCAGGAACGGAAGGCGAAGCUGGAGGCGGAAAAGGUGGCUGCAGCGGAGAAGCGAAAGGCCCUGGUGAACCUGAACACGGAUGACGACCAGGAAGGAGUGAUGGACAACUUGUUAUUGGCCCUGCAGUCUGGGGAGGCCUUUGGACGAGGUGCAGCCAACAAACGGGCCCGUCCUCAACACCAGCCGAGGACCUCUGCCGGGGAAAGACGAGCUCAGAUGCAAAGACAACGUUCCAAGAACAACCUCCUGCACCAGAGCAGCAACAAUGGCGACGACAUGCAGCUACGCAGCAUCCUGGGCGGGGAAAGACGAGCUCAGAUGCAAAGACAACGUUCCAAGAACAACCUCCUGCACCAGAGCAGCAACAAUGGCGACGACAUGCAGCUACGCAGCAUCCUGGGCGGUGGCCCAGGGCCAGGUAGGAGCAACAAGGCCGCCAUGUUGCUGAACGACGGAGGACGGGAAAGACCCGCGCGACCGGUUCUCUCGUGAAGACACCGGAUGUGUACAAUGAAGUACGUGAUGAUGCAGAUGGCGGGAAGAGAUGAGAUGACUUAUAUCAUGCGUUGUUUUAAUUGUUUUCAAGCCUGAAUCUUCGGGAAACCUUUUAUUAUUACUUUUUCGGUGCUCCUGCUGCGAGCAAUUCGAAUAUGAGGUACCUCGAACUGUUUCGGUUGACCUUUUUACGCGGAAAUUUUUUUGGUUAUUUUUUUUUUCGCCGGGUGAUUUUGAAGAACAAUUCGAAGAAGAAAAAGAAAGUAGGGGGAGGGGAGAAAGAAGCAGCACCGAUGAAUUGUGAUGACGCUUUUCUCGUGCGUUUCAUCUUCCCUUGGAUUGUUUGUUUGUUGCUCUUGUGUUCGAUUUUCGCCAUUCCACAAAUUUCAUUCAUUUUAUUUUAUUUUUCAAGUCUGAGCUUUCAAGUGAGAUUGACAGAUUUAUGGUUGCAUUUCACCAGUUAUUUGUGAGACAAAUUUGGUUCCUGCUCUUCUCUCGUUGCAGUUGAUUGAGUUUUUAGAUUUGGUCUGAACGCCGUGUUUUUUGCAUAGGUGUCGCCUUUUUUUGGCAUUCAGUUCAGUUUAAAUCAUGUUAGAUCUAGUUUAGAGUCAGAUUAUGAAAUAUGAUGAGGGUUGUUCCGUUUCCGGGAAAAUUUGCACGUGCAUGCAGCUUUUGGCAUAUGCAAACGUAUAUGUUUGGGCAUUUAGAAAAAUUCAGAUAUUUUUGAAAUGAAAUUUCUUUAUUUUUGCAGCCCUUUGAUAAAAGGUAGUGGAAUAUAUGAUUCAGUUGGGGUGGACUAGUUCAAGAGGAAUCGUCCCGAAUUCCCAAGGGGGGGAUGAAGACUUUUUUCGGAAAUGCAACAACCCUCGCAUGUGUUAGACUAAAUGAGAUGAGACCAGUUUUUUACUUUUUUUUUUCAAGUAGAAUCUUCAAGGAAUUGGUGUAACCAACCUGCCAGUGAUUCAGGCGACACCUAACAUACGUUCCAGGAAACGGGGUUGGAGGUACGCUGAUAAUUAACCUUGGGGAAGUGAUGUUCGAAUUUAACCCAUGAAUUCGCAACGCCCACCGCAUUAUUUUUGCAAUGAACACUCAUACAGAGUUGAUUUGUUUUUCUAAAGGAAAUUUUCUCCGAAAAGUGAGCGACGUGAUGCGAAACGAAUCCUUUUGGACGAAAUCCCAGUGUGUGCUUCCAAACUAGAGGGUUUCUUUUUUUUUUCCUUAUAUCUGCCGUCCAACAUGCUUUUUUUUUUGGUGAGUGACGAAAUGCUGUGUACGAGGUGAAAAAUUCCAAAAGCAGGUAUUAUUUAUUUUUUGCUACUGAGCAAAGUGGGGGUUUGUCUUCCUGGAUGAGCCUAUGAUUGAAAAGGUUUGUCAUCGGGGGUUCAUCAGACCAAGAAAUGAAUGAGUGCGCGGUUUUUUGGAAA
This is a messenger RNA of Notodromas monacha, 18035 nucleotides long. The record is from the annotation of a GenBank genome assembly. NCBI's taxonomy places the organism in Eukaryota, Metazoa, Arthropoda, Ostracoda, Podocopida, Cyprididae.